CAAGAACUCUCGCAGAAUUUUCUCCGGUCUACACAGGCGCCGUGUCAGCUAGGUAUUACAUGCACACCAAGACAAAUGUGUAGCAGCCUUUUUCAUUCAAAGAGAACAAAUCAAUCAGUAGUAGACUAGUACUCACCGCAACUACGACCUCGGCUCCUUCUGAUACUGCCAGGCAUGCCAUUAUCUCCAUGACUUUCAGCCAAGGUGCGCGGUGCGCCUCAGCGCUGCGACCAAUCUCCACCCCGCCAAAAACUGUACCGAUUGAGUUGCUUUCUCUUGAAGGAAGCGCAGCAGGCCAGCAGGACUAAAUUUGGCAAGAAACCAUGCCGGCUCUUCUUCUGCUCUUGCUGUUGAGCUUGAGCAUGGGCGGAGAGCUGGUCCCGUGCUCAUCCGCCGGCGAGGGCCAGUUCGCCUUCCAGGGCUUCGCGGCGGCGAACCUUACGCUGGAUGGUCUCGCCGCCGUCAUGCCCAACGGCCUGCUCGCGCUCACCAACUUCACUCUCCAGACAAAAGGCCAUGCCUUCAACCCCACCCCUCUCCGCUUCCUCGACGUCAACGGGGCGACCAACUCCACUGCCGUGGCGCGCUCCUUCUCCACAUCCUUCGUGUUCGCCAUCGUCUCCAACUACGACGGCCUGAGCGACCAAGGGCUCGCCUUCGUGGUCGCCCCGACCACCAACUUCUCAACGGCGAUCGCCGGGCAGUAUCUGGGCCUCCUCGACGCCACGAACGGCGCCGCGAGCGACCACAUAUUGGCAGUCGAGCUCGACACCAUCAUGAACCCCGAGUUCCGCGACAUCAACAGCAACCACGUGGGCAUCAACGUCAACAGCCUCAUUUCGCGGAAGGCCAAGCCGGCCGGCUACUACGGCGAUGACGGUGCCACCUUUCGAGACCUGAUGUUGAACAGCCGCGAGCCGAUGCAGGUGUGGGUGGACUACGAUGGCCAGGCCAGGCAACUCAACGUGACACUGGCUCCUGCGCACGAGCCCAAACCCAGGUAUCCUCUCCUCUCUGAAGCCAUUGACCUCUCCUCUGUCCUCACGGAGACAAUGUAUGUUGGCUUCUCGUCGUCAUCCGGCGUGGUGUCAACGCACCACUAUGUGCUUGGAUGGAGCUUCAGCUUGGACGGGCCUGCCCCGCCUCUUGAUUUCUCUAAGCUUCCAGCACUGCCACGUGUGGGUUCGAAGCAUCGGUCCAUGGUCUUGGCUCUCGUGCUACCACUAGCAACCGUAUUGAUCAUCGCCGCGGUGCUAGCUGCCGCCUCCUUCUUUGUGUGGCGUCGGCGUCGAUUUGCUGAGGUGCGCGAAGAUUGGGAGGAUGAGUUCGGCCCACACCGGUUCGCAUAUAAAGAUCUAUUUCGUGCCACUGAUGCAUUCAAGAAUGGAAAUUUACUCGGUGCCGGAGGGUUUGGCAAAGUAUACAAAGGGGUACUUCCUGGAUCCAAUUUGGAAAUCGCGGUGAAGAGAGUAUCACAUGACUCAAGACAAGGUAUAAGAGAGUUCAUUGCUGAAGUGGUGACCAUUGGUCGUCUCCGCCACAGGAAUCUGGCACAGUUACAAGGCUAUUGCCGGCGCAAUGGUGAACUUCUCUUGGUGUAUGACUACAUGGAAAAUGGUAGCCUUGACAAGUACUUGUACAAUAACAAUGGGCCAACUUUGGAUUGGCCUCAAAGAUAUUGGAUCAUCAAAGGUGUUGCAUCAAGUUUACUGUAUCUUCAUGAGGAUUGGGAACAAGUCGUCAUCCACCGAGAUAUAAAGGCAAGCAAUGUGCUUUUAGAUAAGCAGAUGAAUGAAAGGCUCGGCGAUUUUGGCCUAGCAAGGUUGUACGAUCAUGGCACUGAUGCUCAAACAACACAUGUGGUUGGCACUAUGGGAUACCUCGCACCAGAACUUGUACGCACUGGGAAGGCAACACCUUCAACCGAUGUAUUUGCAUUUGGUGUGUUUCUCCUAGAGGUUGUCUGUGGACGCAGGCCCAUUGAAAGUGGUCAGCAUAACAAUAGGGUGGUGUUAGUCGACUGGGUGCUUGAACACCACCGCAAUGGCUCAAUCAUUGACACGGUGGAUCCACGCCUCAUGGGUAAAUUCAACACAGAUGAGGUCACUCUUGUGCUCAAACUAGGUUUGUUGUGCACGCACCCAUCGCCCAAUGUGAGGCCUCCUGUGCAAAAGGUCAUGCAAUACCUCGAUGGUGUCCAAUUAGUUCCUGAUUUACCAUCGACAUACAUGAGCUACAGCAUGUUGGUUCUCAUGGAGAAUGAAGGGUUUGAUUCAUACAUCAUGUCAUGCCCUCCGCCAGGGAUGACCAUCUGCAGUGUAUCUGACGUGUCGUCGGCAACGGUUCUUCUAGAUGGGAGAUGAAUUUUUUGCUUGUAAUCAACUAUUUUUUGCUUGUAAUCGUCGAUAGGUGGUCUACUGAUCUGGGUGUAAUUUUUAUUAUUUUUCGUGUUCGUUGUGCUACCAUUAUUGAAGAUGAAUAGAUCAGAAGUUUUCCCCACAAAAAAAUAUUUGUUCAUGCAUCUCUUCAAAAAUGUUCAUGUAUUUGUCAAGAAGAAAAGGAAAAUGGUGAGUACAAAAUAAUAUAAAAGUAAGUGAAAACAAAUAAAAAAACUUAAAUGUUGAAGACUCAUGAAAUGUAGACAAAAAGGAUGAAAAAUAAAAAUAG
This is a messenger RNA of Aegilops tauschii subsp. strangulata, 2667 nucleotides long. RefSeq names its product L-type lectin-domain containing receptor kinase SIT2. The record is from RefSeq and is a predicted model, not a curated record. NCBI's taxonomy places the organism in Eukaryota, Viridiplantae, Streptophyta, Magnoliopsida, Poales, Poaceae. Gene Ontology annotation, molecular function: protein kinase activity; ATP binding; carbohydrate binding. Gene Ontology annotation, biological process: protein phosphorylation.